CAGUAAAUACUAACUGCGGGCUUACUGUUAGAUCAACUCUCGGCUACUUUACUUGUUUAUUUCUUCUGUUGUUACACAUAUUCUCAAGCAAAAAAUGUUCACCCCUGACGACACAGGGCGUUCAGCGUCGCCUCAUCUGGAUUUACCAAAAAGUGUCUGCGGAUUCUGCGCUGUUUGUAAAACACACCUAAACUCUUCUUCAGACCCCAAACUUCUGCCCUGCCUGCAUACAGUUUGUCACGCUUGCCUUACGAAGACCUGCACACACCAAUGUCCAUUGUGCGAGCAGUCCUUCAGUUUGUCUGAGGUCACGGAAUGCGUCAUUUUCGAAGAUUCGUCUCACAACGACGAGCCUCCCAAGUGUUCUGGGUGUGAAGAGAAUGAGGUUGUUGGAUGGUGUGUUCAGUGCGAGGAGGCCCUGUGUGUGGACUGUGUGUCUGCCCAUCGGAGGGUAAAGGUGACCCGCGACCAUGAAGUCAAACCCAAAAAUCCACCUAAAGGUUGGAUGCAGAGAAGACGCUGUCCCUCACACAGACAGGAGAGCUUGAAGUUCUUCUGUCUAGUCUGUGAUGAGCUUACCUGUAGAGACUGUCAGCUGAUCACUCAUAGAGGCCACAGUUUUAUGCAGGAGGAGGAAGCAGUUAUAUCUCAGAGACAACAACUGCAGAGUUUACUGGAGUCCAUCAGAAAGCGCAACGAAACGGUCAGCACCAGCCUGAAGAGCCUAGAGGCAAGAUUAUGUGACAUUGAGGGGGUGAAAGUGGAAGCAAGGAAGAGAAUAACACAGGUGGUCCAUUCCAUUUAUCAGACUUUGCUUCUGAGAGCUAAGGAGGUCUUAAAUGAGGUUGAGACUCUGUAUGCAGAGGAGGUGCAAAGUUUGAUGCUGCGGAAGACAUCUCUGAACAGAAUAGAAGACUGUCAGGACUACAUAACUGCUUUUAUUGACAAGAUCCUAAGCACAAAGGGCCAUUGCCUCCUGGUGUACAAAAAAAGAAUUGAGACCCAGGUGAAAAAGCUUCUGUCCCAGAAGACGUGUCCACCUGAGACCAUGAUUGAACUGCACCUUCAGAUUCAGAAAGAUCUCCAAGGCAUCAUGAAAUGUGGAUUCAUGAGGGUUAAAAAGGUUCCUGUUCCAUUUACCUGUUCAACAAUUGGUUUCAAUCCAUCUGUGUCUGGGAAAGCUUCAAACAGAUUGAACUCUAAUUCUGCUAUAACUGCCAUUGAUGCACCUGCCUCUUCAAGUUCCCUGCAAGGAAGUACCAAUGCUCAGUCUAACAGUCCCUCAUCUAACAGUGUCCCACAUGUUCCUCAGUCUCUUCAAGCUCAUUCUCAGCCUCGUACUCUUAAGACGCCCAUUGCUCACCAAAUAAACAAUACCUCUCAGUCAGCCAACCCUGGGAAGACCUGGACCUUUCACUAUUAUCCUGCCCUGCAGGUCUCCAUCCAGACACCUAUGCUGACCCACCCAGCACCAACCAUGCCAACCAACACCCAAACAUCUAUUCUUGCAAACCCAAUAUCAACCAACAACCAAACACCUGUACUCUUCCACCCAGUACUAGCCAACAACCAAAUACGUGCAUUCUCCCUCCCAGUACUAGCCAACAACCAAAUACCCGCACUCCCCCACCCAAUACCAGCCAUAACAACUGACACCCAAUCACCCAUACUCACCCAACAAAUACCAGCCAACAACCAAACUGCACUUACCCUCCCAAUCCCAGUUAACAACCAAACUCCUGUACUCACCCACCUAAUACCAGUCAACAACCAAACACCUGUGCUCACCUACCCAAUACCAGCGAUUGACCAAUCACUUGGACUCGCCCAGUCAAUACCAGCCAACAACCAAACUCCUAAACUCACCCCCCCAGUAUCAAACAUACCAACCAACACCCAAACACUCAUAUUUAACCAUCCAAUGCAAGCCAAUAUUCUUGGACAUGUACAAACUUUUGCAACACAACCCAAUAAUUCCUUAACUGUUGCUUCAACUAUAAAUACACUCUCUGUAAAUGAAGCUACUGUGGCCUUUAGUGACCGCUUGACUGGAGCCACUGUGGCAGGGAAUGAUUCUCGUACCAAUAAUCUUUCCAAAUUAAAUCCCACCAGUUCAGCCUUUAACACCAUUCCAAGCACAACUAGUGAUUCUUCACUUCCUGUAAACCCAAUGCAAUCUGCUCCCAUUGGAGGCAGUGACACCUUCCAGAGUCAGAAGGUCACCCACCAUAUCUCAGAUCCCAAGGCUAACCACCCUGUCAAGGCAUUGGCUGACUCUGCCUGUGAUCAAGAACCUGGUGUAAGCAGCACAAAUUUCACAGAUAUGGAUCAUCCAGAGAGCAACUUUCCCACCUCCACUGUGCCAGAGACUGAUCCUGGAGAGCCUUCAACUGCCCCUGAGAAAGAUCCUGUCCACUCCGCUGUCCCAUCCAACACUCAUCAGGCUCCUCUCGCCACCACCAAAUCCACAGAGGAAUGUUCUCUGGUAAAAAGUUCACACUUUCUGUUGAGAUCACCACCAAAGUGCGGCCAAACUCAAACUGAUCAGUCAUCUAUAGAGAGCUGUUCUAAACCAAAACGGUGGAGUGAUCGCAUGCCAACAACUUUCUCUCAACUUGUAGAGGGGACAUACAAACCUUUCAGCUUGAUAGACAAUUUGAAUGCAGAAUCUCCAGUGGAUUCAACUUGUAGCACAUCAGAGGGCAUAAUCUUACUUGCAAGGGAGAAUACUACACAUGACAAGACUGUCCAAAGUGAUUUUUACCAGAUGAUGUCAAAAAAGGAAGAUGUAGAAUCCGCAGUAACACUGGAACACACAAAGCAAUUCAAGAGGUUUCCGCGUGUAACCCUGGUGCGCCUGCCCAUCUGUCUGCCUCCAUCUGGGCAGCCACUGCCACAGUUCCGCCUUACUACAGAUACAUCCUCUGACUACAUCUUAGUGCAAGAAACACAGGGGGGGCAGAUUAAGCAGCUGUGGAAAUGGCAGGAAGAUCCAAUACAACAUAGAGCUUCACCCCAAUCUGUAGCCCAAAGUAGCGACAGCCCCCUGGUGUCUGAAGUCGAGUUCUGUGCCGUGUGCCAGUCAGCAGGAGCCACUCAUUUGUGUGUAAAAUGUGGACGCGCUUUUCACUCUGACUGUCACAUUCCACCAAUCUUCAUAAAACCUUGCAGUACACACGUGACGUAAUUGCAUUGGUAUUUGAAACACGUGAGAACUGAGGCACGUGAGUCACAGCCGGAAGAGCAGCGCUGUUCACAAGUGUGUAGGAGGAACGCUGUACAGAAGCUUGGUUGGUUUUGGUUUAAAUAUGUAUUUAUCUGUUUGUUUACUCUCAAUGUACAACGUACAACACAUCACUGGAUUUCCUGUUCCUGUUGCUGACUGCACGCUGCACAAGUGUUUGUAGCCUGCUUAGCAUUGCUUAUUCAUAUUCUCAUACGUUCGUCUUUUUAGCCUUUGUCAUUUUACCACGUGUUUCGGGUUUUUCUACUGUUUCAUUUGUGUGUAUUUUACCUGUUGCUGCUGGCGCCUAGCUCGAGUCUGUGUUUGUAGCCUGCUAGCUUUUUUUAGCAUCGUUUAUCUAUCUGUUUUCAGCCUUUAAUCCUUAACAUCUGCCAUUUUUCAGCGCACAUCGGGUUUUCCCCCGCAUUAUUCUGUUAUCGCGAUUCAACUACGUGCAUUUUCCACAUGCAUCCGCUUUCUAUUUUUAUCGCGAUUAAACUGCGUGCAUUUUACAGCGCGCACCCAUUUUUCUCCUCUGUGUUACAUGGAUUAUUGCAUCAAUUUCAAAGCGCCGCUUAUCAAGAACAACCAUAACAACAAACAAUUGCGUGAGGGAUUCACAUCGAUCUCAAACCCUCACUGCUCAGGAACAACCAACAACAACAAACAACUGCGGUAAGUCAUGGCAUCUGCUCAUGUUAUUUCUUCCUGCAUUGCUUGUCACAUGUUUACAAUAGCCUCUUCCGUCAGUAGUGAGGGAUUCACAUGUGAUAAAUGUAAGGAAUUAGUCAGGUUGCCGGAGAAGGUUAAUGAGUUAGAGACACACAUCCGAAUGCUAGUGGAGGUCAGUGAGAAUGAGAAGCCUGUAGAUACUGUUUCGGAUGCAGGCAGUACAGAGAGCAACACACACACUUUGGUUCUGGCUGUAGAUCCCCCCCUGCAUUGCGUUUGGGUGACGUCUCGGCGGCAUACUCGCUCAGCAAAGCGACACCACUCUCCCGUUCCUGUUAGGGUUUCCAAUCGAUUCUUCCCACUCAGUGAUGCACCCACUGAGGAUCAUGUUGAAAGAGCCCUUAUUAUUGGUUAUUCUGUUGUAAGGAAUGUGGAAAUAGAGACUCCAGCCACUAUUGUUAAAUGCAUUGGUGCCAGAGCGUCUGACAUCAAAUCAAAUUUUCAAGUGCUGGCUAAUGCUAAAUGUAGAUUUUCUAAAAUUGUUAUUCAUGUUGGCACUAAUGAUGUCCAGCUUCACCAGUCGGAAAUCACUAGAGAUAAUGUUAAAGAGGUGUGUGAAUUUGCAAAAACGAUGUCAGACACUGUAAUAUGCUCUGACCCCCUCCCUGCUCAUCGUGGUGAUGAGGUUUAUAGUAGAUUAGUGUCACUGAAUGGUUGGAUGUCUGAGUGGUGUCUGGAGAAUAGAAUAGGAUUUAUAGACAAUUGGAAGAGUUUUUGACCUGCUAAAGAGAGAUGGAAUCCAUCCCUCCAGGGAAGGUGACGCUCUCCUCUCUAGUAAUUUGGAUCAUAGUCUUAAUAAUGAUAGUAUUUGACUAACUGGGGCCCAGGUCAGGAAGCAGACAAACUGGUUAAUCCGAACGUCUGCUAGCUGCCUUGAGACGUCACACAGGUCACAUAAACUACAACACAUAGGGACUGUAUCACCUAGAUAUCAUGUAGAGACUGUGUCUGUUCCCUGAACUACCAAACACAAAACCCUCACUAAAUCAUGUAGAAAAAAUUUGAUUAAGGUCAAACUUGAACAAAACAAACAAAUUAAAGAUAAACACCAUAUAAAGAUUGGGCUACUAAACAUUAGAUCUCUUUCUACCAAAGCACUAAUUGUAAAUGAAAUUAUUUUCAUGUGCUCUGUUUGACUGAAACCUGGCUUAAACCGGAUGAAUAUAUUAGUUUAAAUGAAUCUACUCCCCCAGGUUAUUGUUAUAAACAUGAGCCUCGUCUGAAGGGUCGAGGAGGAGGUGUUGCUACAAUUUACAGUGAAGAUUUUAGUGUUACUCAGAGGACAGGAUAUAAAUUUAAGUCUUUUGAACUAAUAAUGCUUAAUAUGACACCGUCAGAUAUAGAUGUAAAUAAAAAAACUCUGUCGUCUUUUACCCUUGCUACAGUAUAUAGAUCACCCAGGCCUUUUUAUCAGAUCUUGUUGUUACUGUAGAUGGAGCUUUAAUUGUUGGUGACUUCAACACUCACAUAGAUAAUGAAAAUGACACAUUUGGAUUAGCAUUUAUUGAUAUUCUCAACUCUCUUGGAGUCAGACAAAAUGUAACAGGACCAACUCAUCGCCAUAAUCAUACGCUAGAUUUAAUUCUGUCCUAUGGAGUUGAUGUUGAUAAUAUAGAAAUUCUGCCGCAGAGCGAUGAAAUCUCGGAUCAUAACCUCGUCUCUUGUAUGCUGCGAUCAGCUAAUGUUACUCAAUCUACACCACACUAUCGUUUAGGCAGAACUAUUCUUUUGACCACUAAAGAUAGCUUCACUAAUAAUCUUCCAGAUCUAUCUCAUACACUCAGUAAACCCCAAAGCCUAGAAGAACUUGAAGAAAUAACAGAAAAUAUAAAUACAGUCAUCUCUAGCAUUCUUGAAAGUGUCGGCCCCCCUUCGAUUAAAGAAAAUUAAAGAAAAAAGCCUUGCACCAUGGUAUAAUGAUCACACUCAUGCUCUCAAGAGAGUAGCUUGGAAAAUGGAGCACAAGUGGAAGAAUACAAAAUUAGAGGUAUUUCGUGGUGCAUGGAAGGAUAGUGUCUGUAGCUACAGAUCAGCAUAUUUUAGCAAACUCAUAGAAAAUAACCACAACAAUCCUAGGUGUUUAUUCAGUACUGUGGCUAAAUUGGUUAAGAAUAAAGCCUCAACAGAACCAGAUAUUCUGUUGCAGCACAAGAGUAAUGACUUCAUGAAUUUCUUUACUGAUCAGAUUGAAAUAAUCAGAAAUAAAAUUGGAAUUAUGCAAUCAUCUGUCACAGUACCUCAGAAAACAGUGUCUCAUAAUUUUCCUCAUGUGCAACUUCAGUCUUUCGCUGUCAUAGGUCAUGAAGAGCUAACAAAACUUAUCGAAACAUCAAAAGCCACAACAUGUUAGAUCCAAUACCAACCAAGCUCUUAAAAGAGGUAUUCCCUGUAAUCUCAGAACCUCUUCUUAAUAUUAUUAACUCCUCGCUAUCCUUAGGACAUGUCCCAAAAAACUUUAAAAUGGCAGUUAUCAAACCACUUAUUAAGAAGCCACAACUUGAUCCUGUAGAACUGGCUAAUUAUAGACCGAUUUCAAAUCUCCCGUUUAUGUCGAAAAUACUAGAAAAGGUUGUAUCCUCCCAAAUAUGUUCAUUUCUACAGAGAAAUAGUAUAUAUGAACAAUUUCAGUCAGGAAUUAAGCCUCAUCACAGUACAGAGACUGCACUUAUCAGAGUUACAAAUGACUUGCUCUUAUCAUCUGAUCGUGGCUGCAUUUCACUUCUAGUGCUUUUAGAUCUUAGUACUGCAUUUGACAUGAUAGAUCACAACAUUCUCUUGAAUAGGCUAGAGAAUUAUGUUGGCAUUUGUGGAGUUGCAUUAGCAUGGUUUAGGUCCUAUUUAGCAGACCGCUACCACUUUGUCUAUGUAAAUGAGGAAUUGUCAACCCAAACAAAAGUAAAGUAUGGAGUGCCACAGGAAUCAGUUUUAGGGCCUCUGCUUUUCUCCUUGUAUAUGCUUUCCCUGGGAGAUAUUAUCAGGAAUCGUGGAAUUCCUUGUUAUGCCAACAAUACCCAACUUUAUAUUUCUUCAAAACCUGAUGAGAUUUCACAAUUCUCCAAAUUAGCAGAGUGUAUCAAUGAAAUAAAAGAUUGGAUUGCCAGAAAUUUCCUUCUACUCAGUUCCGACAAAACAGAGGUACUAAUUAUUGGACCAAAAUCCUCAUAAAAAAAAAAAAAUACACCGCUAAAAUAUAAUUUGACUCUCGAUGGAUGUACUGUUACAUCAUCUUCAACAGCGAAGAACUUAGAUGUUAUAUUUGAUACCAAUCCGUCCUUUGAAAAUCAAAUUACCAGUGUUUGUAGAACAGCAUUCUUCCACCUAAGAAAUAUUGCUAAAUUACGACACAUGCUCUCUGUUGCUGAUGCCGAAAAAUAAUUCAUGCAUUCAUGACCUCAAGACUAGAUUAUUGUAAUGCAUUACUGGAAGAAUGUCCAGCAAGAUCUAAAUAAACUUCAAUUGGUUCAAAAUGCAGCAGCCUGAGUGCUGACGAGAACCAAGAAAUAUGAUCAUAUUUGCCCCAUUUUAUCGUCGUUACAUUGGCUACCUGUUAAAUUUCGUAUUAAUUUGAAAAUUCUGUUAACUACGUACAAAGCUUUGAAUGGUCUAGCUCCGCAGUACUUAAGUGACCUUCUACCACGCUAUAUUCCAUCACGUUCAUUACGAUCGCAAAAUUCUGGCCUGUUAGUAUUUCCUAGAAUAUCAAAAUCCACAAGAGGAGGUAGAUCCUUUUCAUAUUUGGUUCCUAAACUAUGGAAAAGUCUCCCUAACGCUGUUCGAGAUGCAGACACACUCACUCAGUUUAAGUCAAGACUAAAGACUCAUCUAUUUAGCUAGGCAUACACUCACAACUCACAAUUAGGCUGCUUUAUUUAGGUCUGCCGGAACCAGAAACGGUGAUCAUGAUCUAUAAUUCUGCAAUAAAUUGAUGGAAUCUAUGCUAAUAUUAUUUUAUUUGUUUCCCUGUUUCAACUUCGGGACUCCUAUCCCGAGGUCACCAGAACCGGCUGGAUCCAGCUCCAUUCCUGCUUCGUGUUGGACUCCACUUCUACCUGUCGCUGUGUGAUGAUGACUAAUAGCAGCCUGUGCCAGCCAAACAUCACUUCAGUCUAUUUCGAUGGACUUCAGAGGAUGAACUGAUGCCAACUCCAACCAUAAGACAUGAUACUUCAUAUGCCAUAGCCUGAACCUUGGACUUAGGAUAGACCUCACCAAAAUUACCGGCCAGGUUGAACUGCGAUGCACCCAACUGAUCUCUGCCUGCAUCACCUCGGUUUAAUGAUGGACUACACUCUUGAAAUGGAAUACAUAGACUAUCAAUUAAUUGCCAACAGAAGCCUUCAUCAAGCACAAUUGCAUCUAUGUGAACUUCUGCAGUUAAUCCAGGAUGGACUUCAAAGACAUUAGUCAUUAAUCUUACAGUUCAUACAAAAUCUUUGUUUUAAACACUGACCAUUAACACUUAAUUAGUUUAAUAAUUUUAAACCAUGACUUGCACUAUACAUAAGUAAUAUUGGCAUUAUAUUCAUGAUGUUAGCCAGAGGGGAACUGGCCCCCACAGUGAGUCUGGUUUCUCCCAAGGUUAUUUUUCUUCAUUAACCAACAUCUUAUGGAGUUUUGUGUUCCUUACCACAAUCGCCUUCGGCUUGCUCACUGGGGUUAUAAAUACAAUGAUUAUUUAAUUACUCAUUUUUAAACACAAUUCACUAUCGUAUUUUAUCAGGCUACACAAAGAUGACUCUUAAGACAUCAUAGAUAUUACAGUUUUAUCUUCUGUUAAUGCCUGAUCUUCUUUAAAGCUACUUUGAAAUGAUGUGUUGUGAAAGGCGCUAUACAAAUAAAAAUGACUUGACUUGACAGUGGUGUGUUUGUUUGCUUAUGCUGGAUGUCUCAACCGAGUGGAGAACGUGAGAUUACGUCGGAAUCAUGGCAAUGUGAAUACAUAACAUGAGAGACCGUGUGAACUCCACCCUCUUGUGCAGCUGGCCCUCAUGUUGGAUUAUAGUUAAAAAGUACUUAAAUAUUGACAUUUUUUCCAACAAAGUGAUCGGAUCGCUUUAUCCGCUGGAGUCUUAUCGAUGACGUUUAUGCUGACUGUCUGUAAUUUUUGAAUCUCCAUUCACUUGCAUAUUAAGGAUCUACU
Myxocyprinus asiaticus (Chinese sucker) is the source of this 9095-nucleotide messenger RNA. RefSeq names its product transcription intermediary factor 1-alpha-like. Lineage: Eukaryota; Metazoa; Chordata; Actinopteri; Cypriniformes; Catostomidae. Gene Ontology annotation, molecular function: zinc ion binding; ubiquitin-protein transferase activity. Gene Ontology annotation, cellular component: chromatin; nucleoplasm. The transcript has 14 exons. The coding region runs from base 95 to 3187 and encodes 1030 amino acids. The record is from RefSeq and is a predicted model, not a curated record. Gene Ontology annotation, biological process: positive regulation of DNA-templated transcription.